AUGGGGCUGAAUCUCGUGACAGUAAUUCCGGCUCUCGACGGUCCGGGCCUAAUAGAACGCCUCAAGAUUAUACCGGCGAUAUUCAAACUCUGGCAAGAUUUCGAUCGCCUAUUCAAAGAAAAACGUCGACUAGAGAAACGAACCGAGUCAUCAAUGUAUUCCAAAAUUUCAGAAGAAAUAAGGGAGCUGGGCCAGCGUCUUGGAGACGCCACUAUAAGGAAAUUCCACAAGCGUCUUACUAGAAAUCCGACGGAAGAAACUAUAGAAUGUAUUAGGCUAUGGGUUGAUAAUGAACGAGAAUUAGAUACAGAGGUAGAAGAGGAGCAGAAUAGUGAUAGCGCUGGACCUAGCGGGACGAGAGAAUAG
Molecule: messenger RNA, 366 nt
Organism: Ambispora gerdemannii
Lineage: Eukaryota; Fungi; Glomeromycota; Glomeromycetes; Archaeosporales; Ambisporaceae
Source: the annotation of a GenBank genome assembly